Acipenser ruthenus (sterlet) is the source of this 2061-nucleotide messenger RNA. Its product is annotated as HCLS1-associated protein X-1. The coding region runs from base 197 to 1036 and encodes 279 amino acids. Gene Ontology annotation, biological process: negative regulation of apoptotic process; regulation of actin filament polymerization. The transcript is spliced from 7 exons. Gene Ontology annotation, cellular component: clathrin-coated vesicle; actin cytoskeleton; mitochondrion. Lineage: Eukaryota; Metazoa; Chordata; Actinopteri; Acipenseriformes; Acipenseridae. The record is from RefSeq and is a predicted model, not a curated record.
CUCACCAAGCUUUUACAACACCUGGCGUCGGUUUCCGGCAGUUGGUCGUCAGCGACAGCAGCAGCAGAAGCAAGGUUUUACGGCAGUGUGGCAACGACAGCGACGUGAAGGUCCUUCGCCUGAAAAACGAAAUAUCCAAAAACGAAACCAGGGUAAUAAAGUGCAAACAAAACACUAGAGAGAACGAAAAAAACAAAUGAGCGUUUUUGAUUUGUUUAGAGGUUUUUUUGGCUUCCCAGGAAGCAAUUUCCACGGAGACAGAAGAAGGGACCCGUUCUUUGAGGGAAUGACGCGCUCGGAGGAUGACGAUGGUGAUGAUGACGAGGAGGAGGAGGAGGAUGACGGUGGAUUCGACCGGUUCUUCAGCGGAGGGGGUCCGGGAGCGGGGAGAAGGGAUAAUCCCGACGGGAUGCGCUUCCACGACAGACUCGGGAUCGAGGAGCUUCUCCGGGGAGUGGAUGACCUGUUCAGAGGGGCGUGGGGCUCGGAGCUUCCCUCCCGACACCGCGAGCACCCCAGUAUUGGACCCCCGGAUUCGGAGGCGCACAGUCAGGGGGGCGCUUCUCUCCGGGACUCGAUGCUCAAACACCCCGACAGCACCCCCGCUCCGGGAGGGGGUACCCCUGCCCCCCGCACCCCUCCCGGGGACGACUCCCCUCUCCAGAAGUACGAGGACAGGUGGAGAGGGUUCGAUCCGAGACACGAGGCGGACUCCAUGAAGGAGGACAAGGAUCUCGAUUCCCAGGUAUCUUCAGAAGGUCUCGACACGAUCCUCAAGCCCAAGAUGAAAUCCUUCUUCAAGAGCGUCUCUGUGAUGAAGAUCGUGGGUCCUGAUGGGACGGUGGAGGAGAGGCGCACAGUGAGAGACAGCCAGGGGAAAGAGGAGACCACAGUGACUCGGACCCGGGCAGACCAGCGAGACGGAGAGCGAGAGGGUGCCUCGGCGCAGUUCACGGACAUGCUGCCAGACUCCUGCCUGCAAGACGAUUUCUCCGUCUUUUCAAAAAUUUUCAGAGGAUUUUUCACCGGCCGAUGAGCAAAUAGGGCCAAAGCGACUUUUGCUUACCUGUACAGCAGGUGCAGGAAAAACUCAAGUGGUGUUUUGAAUGUAGAAGAAACAAAAGGAAGAAUUCAAUACAGAAAGAUAGAGUCCAGGGACGGGAAUCAGACUCCCGCUGCACAGCACUGUGAUCCAGUCCUGGUUUCACUAGGAGUUUAAUAAUCAGACACACCUGAGCUUGUUAGCUAGACACACUGGGGCUGAUCAAGCUGGUAGUAAAACCUGGCACGGAUCACACUGCUGUGCGAUAGGAGUUUCCAGUCUUGCUGUUUACUGGAUAGCAGGACUGCAUUGCAGUUUGACUGUAUACAGUGUUUAUUAUUAUUAGCCCUCGAUAUGGAUUUGAAAUGUUUAUUUGUUUAUUUUCCACAGCAUGCAGUGUAACGCCUUGAAACCACCUCUGUAUUCAGCAAGAGGGCAGUCAGCGGCCGUGUCAAAUGCAUCAACCCUCAUGAUAAAACCAUCUCUCCAAAAAGACCAGCAUUCUGUGUCUUUAUAAUUUAGAUCAAUUAAAAUUUACACACAGAUCUAUACAGGGUCAUUUAGAAAUUAAGUUUACCAUAUGAGAGAUGGUGUGUUGAUGUGAUUGAUCUAUCUAUCUAUCUAUAUUUAUCUAUCCAUCCAUCCAGUCCAGUCCAGUCCAGUGGUUAAAGUCCAGGGCUUGUCACCAGAAAGUCACAGGUUCAAAUCCCACCUCUGCCACUGACUGACUCACUGUGUGCGACCCUGAGCACGUCACUUCACCUCCUUGUGCUCCGUCCUGCGGAUGAGACGUUAAAUCAACGUCCUAUUGGAAGUGACUCUGCAUAUAAUGCACAGACCUACAGCCUACCUCUGUACAGCGCUCUGUGUGUGUGUGUGUGUGUGUAUAUAUUUAAUCAGUAUAUUAGAAUCCCAGUUAGGAAGCGUAUUUCAUACAUGCUUAUAGAAGAAAACUAACAAACUCAAUCCAGUCAAAGUUGUAUAAAAAGCUGAAAAUAAAUAAAGAAAUGAAUCUGUGA